Messenger RNA from Alligator mississippiensis (American alligator), 798 nucleotides. RefSeq names its product NADH:ubiquinone oxidoreductase subunit A11 (gene NDUFA11). The record is from RefSeq and is a predicted model, not a curated record. Bases 312 to 743 code for a protein of 143 amino acids. Gene Ontology annotation, biological process: mitochondrial respiratory chain complex I assembly. The transcript has 4 exons. Lineage: Eukaryota; Metazoa; Chordata; Crocodylia; Alligatoridae.
GCCCGGGGCGGGGCGCGGCGCGGCGGCUCCGCCCGCCACCUCCUCCCGCACUGGGCCCGAGCGGCCGCAGCCCCGUCUGCCGCCCUCAAGACGCUCGUCCCGCCGACGGCGCCGGGUCGAGAAGGCGCAGCGAGUGCCGCUCAGCCCGCGCCCACAGGCGGCUCCGGCCGCGGACGGCCGCGCCGCGACGUGGAGCCGAGCGCGCCUGCGAGACCCCGCCCCGGCCCGCCCCGCCUCCCCCGGCCCCGGGACGGGAGCGGGCAGCGCUCGCGAGAGCAGGCGCUGCCCGGGCGCAGGAGGCCGCCGGCGCGAUGCCCUCCUUUCGCAGCGACUUUCCCAAGUACUGGGAGAUCCCGGACGGCACUAACUGCGUCGGCAAGGCCUGGCUCACGACCCGCAUUGGGGGCACUGUGGGCCUGAUUGGUUCAAUUUAUCACAUUGUGUUGAAGGAAACCAGCCCUGCUCUUAAAGCUGUGCAAGUAGCAGCCACAAGCACUGUCACAAUGGCUACAGUAGGAGCAGUUUUUGGAUUGACCACUUGCUUCAGUGCCCAAAUCAGGGAGAAACCAGAGGAUCCUUUAAACUAUUUCAUAGGAGGCUGCACUUCAGGAAUGGUCUUUGGUGUAAGAACUCACAGCUUUACUACUGGUGCCGGUGCAUGUGCUGGGCUAGGAAUUCUGGCUGCUGUUAUAAAAAUGAGCAAGAAUGAGGGCUGGAAGUUUGCACCACCUCCCGGGCUAUAAACUUUCAAAUGUUCUGUGUAAUAAUGUAUUACAUAUUAAAGAUGUUAUUGAAUCA